Formica exsecta is the source of this 6943-nucleotide messenger RNA. RefSeq names its product dorsal-ventral patterning protein Sog (gene sog). NCBI's taxonomy places the organism in Eukaryota, Metazoa, Arthropoda, Insecta, Hymenoptera, Formicidae. The record is from RefSeq and is a predicted model, not a curated record. Gene Ontology annotation, molecular function: protein binding. Gene Ontology annotation, biological process: multicellular organism development. Bases 393 to 3281 code for a protein of 962 amino acids. The transcript has 9 exons.
CUCGCGGCCCUCGCGCCCUCGCGGUCAGUUAGUCAGUCAGUCGGACGUUUGCUAUCCGAUACGGUUAACGCGCGGCGCACUCGUCAACGGAAUCAGUGCCGCCGCAUCGAUGCGCACCGGCGUUACUUCGCGAAGGGGAGCAGGCGAGAGAUUAGUGCCGCGGCUUCGACGACGGCGAAGAAAGAGAGCAGCGAGAGAGGAGGAGAAGGCGCGCUAUACCUAUGCGUAAAACAUUGGUGCGAGUGCCAGAACCGAGUACGAAAGAGUAACCAGCUGAUAAACGGCGAAGAAGAAGAAAGAGGAGGAGGAGGAGGAGAAGGAGGAGGAGAAGAAGAAGAAGAAGAAAAGGAAAGGAACACGCGUCGCGUCGCGAGAGACCGAGAGUCGCCAAUAUGCAUUUUCACAGUGGUCUGACGUUGCCGAUUCUAUUCAUCAUCGCUUCCUGCCCUCUAGCAUUACACGCGCGGAAGGUCGCACCCUUGAUAGAGGACGACUGGGCGAGAAGACCUCACCGGGCCGCCGAAUGCACUUUUGGCAAGCAGAUCCGCGAACUAGGUUCCGUAUGGUUUGCGGAUUUAGGACCGCCUUUUGGAAUCAUGUAUUGUAUCAAAUGCGAGUGUAUACCGGUGCAAAAGAAACGACGGAUCAUCGCGAGAGUCCAAUGUCGCAAUAUAAAGAACGAGUGUCCCAAACUCACGUGCGACGAACCAGUUUUACUACCGGGUCGAUGCUGCAAAUCCUGUCCCGGUGACUUGAACACAGACAUAGUGCAAGAUUUACCGGCGCAGUUAACUUCGGAAGAAGAGGAGCGAAGCUUGAAACAUUUCGGCACCCUAUUAACCGGCAGAACGUCACAAUCUCUGCGUCGUGACAAUUUGAAUCCAACAUCGUACAACAGCGCGUACAACUAUUUGGCAACCGGUCGUUUCAGCUUCCAACGCAAAAAUCUCUACUAUUCGUUUUAUCUGUCCGCAUCGACGCCUCGACCGCGUAGCAUACAGUUUAUCGAUGGAUCCGGCAGCAUUCUCGAAGAACAGGUGAUGGAUCCAAUCGGUGGCACCUAUCAAAAUGCUACUGGCAAACUUUGCGGCGUAUGGAGGCGUAUGCCGCGCGACUAUCGUAAAUUAUUGCGAGAGGAACGUCUGCAUGUUUCCUUCAUCUGGGAACCCUCGUCAAGUCUGACCGGUCAGGUAUCUCGAUACCGCGCAUUAUCGAGCGAACAGUUCUCCUCGCUAUUAGAACCGACGAUGGGCGUCGAUCGAUCAUUGAUGUCCGGCGCAGGCGCGACGGCGAUUGUAUCCGCCUCAUCCGCUUCGACACCAUCGAUCCAUGUAUCGCUCGUCUUCAACGGUCUCUUCCUGCCAAACGAUGUGAUCGACGUUCCGCUGAUCGUUCAGCUAGAACACCAGGAGAAGGAUUACGUGGUCCUUAGUGAGGAGAUAGUCGUGAAAAAGCCGUCCAACGAAUUGAACUUCGGCGAGAUUCGUAGCGCCCUUUCCGGAACUGAUCUCCGUUUGUUAACUCGUGGCAAGUUGUCGAUUAGUAUAAUGUCUCGUAAGGAUCCGCAGGCUCUUCGACUGGCUGGCACGGUUGGUCCGCGCGCAACUUGCGAUAUAUAUCAGACAUUACUAUUGUCCGAGACACCGUCCGCGGCGUCCGGAUUGGCUUGGGCCUUUCUGGAUCGUAUCGGAGCGCUACGUUACGGAGUUCAAUUGAUAGGACUCGAGGAGGAGAGUCCCCUGGUGACAUUAGUGGACGAGGGAGGGAAACGGAGAACGGAACUCGAGGACUUGACGCCCUCAUUGGUCAACGGUCUCGCAAACGGUUCCUUGGAUCGGCCCGGGCCGAGACUCUUGCAGCCGCUCUUCAACGAGGAACUCUCUGUAGUCGCUGCGAGUCAUCUCGGCUCCAUGUUGCGCGGCAGACUCUUGGAAAGACCUGUGGCAGAUGCUAGAGACACCGCCGCGCCCGUAUUACUGCGGAGAUCGACUAAAGAACCGACGUAUCCUGGACCGGUCGGUCUGAUAUGGACCGCGGUAGACCUGGAUUGUUCUCUACAUUAUGAACUAGAGCUCGCUGGUUUUCCUUCCUCUUCUCAAGAACCACAGACGUUCCGUUUGUAUCUGGAGACAAUGCCUCUACUGGCGCAAGGUGCUCCCGUUGCCAGGAGGCUCCUCGAAGAAUUUACGGGAUACUCUCUAGAGGGUUCAGUUACCGGACUGUCACCGAUGGAGCUCUACAGAAUCGAAUCGGGUAUCGGUUUUCUCGAAGUGACAGAUAAACAGGUUACUCACAUCUUGAAGGCUCCCUUCAAGGCUAGAGCGCCGUUUAGCUGUUUGCCGCACUAUGCCGACAAUGACAUUGCCUCUGUGGUGGCGUACAAUCUGCAGCCACCCAGAUCGGAUAUCGAGACUGGCGCGUGCUUUCACGAGACCAGAUUCUACGAGGAGGGCACACAAUGGACAUCGAGCGCGGAUCCUUGUUCGAUGUGUCAUUGCUAUCGCGGCUUGGCACGAUGUGAUGCAAUGCCUUGUCCGACAGUCUCUUGCCCACUGGGAAAGCAGCUUAAGCAACCAUUGUCUGGUCAUUGCUGUCCGAUAUGCGUUGCACUGGUGACUGUCGAAACUAAUACAACAAUCAAAAGCAAUAUGACGAGAGGUUGUACAUUGGCUGGACAAUAUCAUCUCGCAGGAUCAUCUUGGCAUCCGUAUUUACCACCAGUAGGAUUCGAUAUUUGUGCGAUUUGUGUUUGUGACGCUGUCACGCUGGAGGUGAAAUGCCCGCGGGUGCAGUGCCCGCCGCUCGAGUGCGACGAGAAGAUCGCCUUCAGGCCGGAUAAGAAGGCUUGUUGCAGGCAGUGCCCGGUAACGACGCCUCGUAGCAACAUAACUACCACCACUUUAAGCGACGUCGCGCAUCUACCGAGAGAUCAGGCUUUACCUUCGACGCGGCGCACCACGGAAGAGAUACUCUCUUCUGGUGGCUGCAAAUAUCCUCUCGGUGGACCCUAUGAGAAUGGCGUGGAAUGGCAUCCCCGAGUGCAUUCCCACGGUGAGAUGAAGUGCGUCAAGUGUCGUUGCAAAAAUAGCGAGGUCAGGUGCGACAGGAAGCGCUGUCCACGAUCACUUUGUAAUUCGAUCGCACAUCAGAUGAAACGUGGCGAAUAUGUGGCGGACGUCGAUGAUUGUUGCACAGCGCAAUGUCGCCGGGCGAGACGUCAUCACCGCAACAACCAUCAUUCGGCAUCGCGGCAUUCUGUGACGCCUCGUGAGCUAAGCUGAGCUGAGCUGAGUCUGAUCGUCUUGCGAAAAAUCUGCUCUGGUCUACGAAAAACCUUGCCAUGUGCCGUGCCAUCAUCGUCGGGUGAUGAUAAAACCAGUCGUCGAUCGUUCGUGCCGCCACUUGUCUGUCGCGCGUGUCACGAGCGACCGAGGAGAGCCUUCCAAGCGAAAAGAAAUCAAACAUACUUUUACAUAUGCGUAUAUCAAGAUUGUGAGAUUAGAAAUGGAUUAGAAAUAUAUCCGAGAAAAGCUGAUUUUUACAAGUGGUAAUGCGAAAAAGAUUGACGAACGAAUUUAUUCCGUUGGGAAUAUAUGUAACUCGCAUUCGACUGGGCGGAAAACGAUGCGCGAAUCUUGUCGCAGAAUUUCGUAAGGCUCGAUGAGAAGAGAAAAUAAGUAAUCAACAAUGGCGUAUACAUUGCUCAAAAUUUAUUGUCGGUGAUAAAGUCAGCGAACGCGUAUACAAAUAAUACUCGUACGUUUGCAGAAGAUUAAGAAAACACUAGUGUAAUAAGAGGAAGAACGUGGUUGACAUGAUAUCGGAUGCUAUUCUUAUCCGCGACGCCCGUCCGCUCGGUCGUUUGCUCUAAAGCCUCCAACGCCCGCAGUCAAACGCUUAUUAAUCAAUUGAUCCUCAUCAACGGGUAAAAUGGAACGAGAGCGCCCUUCUCUUCGUAAAGAAGGACAUUACGAUAAACGUUAAGAAAUAUGCGAAAAUGAAGGGUGAAAAUUCGGACAGGAACGAGUUUUUCAUCACGUCGUUAUUACAGUGCCUACUGUACCCAUUAAUCUCUUCGAGUUACCCAGCAACCAAAGAAGACUGAAAAACCUCCGAUGGCGGCAUCAGUUUAUUACGCGAUUUCUAAUGUUUACUAAUAACUAAAACUCAUUAUUAUUAUCAUUAUUUCUAUUAUUAAUAGUAUUAUUAUUGCUAUUGCUUAUACUAUAAUUUUACUAUCAUUAUAUAAUUGGCAUAAUUAUAAUCGCUAUAUAUCUGCUGCUAUUUCAUUUUUCUUAUUGUUUAUCGAUUUUAUCUUUGCCGAUUGUUACGAUCAAAUCUAAAUUAUCGCUGAUAAGAGUGUAUUAUUUAUAGAGUGCAUUGCAUACUCAUAUCGUAUGAACCAUUUGACUAACAAUAAAAAAAACAUGGUAACAUUACUCUAUGAUACAGUAAAAUAUUUGUCAAUGAUAGCAGUCAUUGCUGUAAGUAUAUUUAUAAUAUUUAAGUUGUAUUUAUUAUUAUUAUUAGAAAUAAUUUUUUCUUCAAUCGGAUCACAUCGGAUCCUAGGAUAAAUGAAUUAAUUUUGACAUAUCUUUAACAAUCGCCGAUUAAUUAUUAAUGCGCAUUGUCUGUGAGACACAAAAAUAAAUAUAAUGUAUGUAAUACAUAUUAAUCAACGUCAAAAAUGUUUUCCUUUAUAAGGUUCUCGGUCACACACAAUUUAAAAAUAAUAUCUCAUUGGUUACAAUUGGGUCGGGAGCCAUCUUCUAAUAAUUUUUUUAAAACUUUUAAGCAGCAAUUUUUUUAACGAUGUAUUGAUAUAUACAAAAGAUUCAUCAUAUAUUUAUUUUUUAUGUAUUAUUAUAUGUAUUUUUGUAGGGUAUAAAAGAUCUAUAAUCUUUAUUCAAUUAUAGCUACGCUUAAGCAUAGCUUAAAGCUUAAGCGGCUAAAUGAUAGAAAUACGGAUAUCGUUAAUAUUAGGAACUAUUUAAGAGCUCUUAAGUCGAGCUAAAAAAUUCAAAAUAUAUCGAUUUAAAACCUCUUAAAUAGCAUCUAAUGUUGCUACUAAACCGAAUCCAAUCGGCAAAGAAACAUAAUUCAAUUCAAUAAAUAUGGCAAAUGUCGCUUCAGAGCGACAAUCUGACAAUGAAUCUAGCAGCCAACAAGACAACUUGUAUAUACAAGUUCCGAUAUUGCAACUGAAAACUUUAGAAGCAAAUUGCGUUUUUACGUUGCGUUUAUCAAUGUUACAAUUAUAGCUUACUGGUUCACUUGUUAUUUAACUUUACUAUUUAACAUAGUGUGUGUCUCGUGUAAAGUUGACAAUGGCCUAGUUUACACAGAUAUACUUAAUACGUACUAAGUACUACAUUGGCCAAUCAUAGUCAUUCCUUGAAAGAAUGGAACGACUGUGAUUGGACAGUAUAGUAUUUAGUACAUAAUAAAGUAUAUCGGUGUAAACUAAGCCAUUAACUCACCAUUUGUCAUACGUGCCUUACUUAUGAUAUGAAUACAUAAUAGUCAGCUGACAUUAACGCCAUAUUGUAUAUUCGAAUAUUUUGUACAUAGUAUACAAUGAAAUGGCUAAUAUUAUUUUAACGAUAAAUCAGCAUUAUAUAUGAUAAUUAUUAUUAAUAUUAUUUAUACAUUAUUGUAUAAUUCUUUUAGCGCCAUCCAGAGUUUUCUAUAUUGUAUUUCUGUUUAUUAUUGAUUUAUUAUAUUGUCAUGAUUAUUUAAAGUCAUUCUCAUGUGCAAGUUAUUGGUUUUUUUGAUGAGUUGAUAUUAAUUAUUUGAUAAACAAAUUGCUAUUAUUUUGACAAGCUUUAUGCACACAUGAUGCUGUAUUAAAAACAAUGCUUUUUUUAAAUUUAAAUUUAGUUGUCAAUGUAUCUAUAAUGCUUGUUGGAAACGAAAAAAUUUAUUGUCUCUAUCUUCCUUUAAUUAUAAAUUUAGUUAACAAAAGACUAGAAAGGAAAGCUGUGUGUGCGCGCGCGCUCGCACACGCAUACACACGAGUGUUACAUCGCAUAAAAGUGUACCGUUGCUUAUUGUUAGCGUAAAGUUUGCAAAAAAAUAUGGGCGAAAAGCGGAUAUUAUUAUUAGAGGUGAUUAUUGCGGUCUAGCAUCGUACAUGUAUACAAAAUUUAUUUUACGCCAAUAAUUAUCCGCAAUAAUUACAAUGACAAGAUGUAAUGUCGCGAUACGAUGCCUAUAGUGUCUGUAACGUGAAAUCAUCAGUAAAAAAAUAUAGAUGUAGGAGGAAGUAUAGACUGUGCAUAUAUUUUAUAUUAUCUAUUAAGCCCGUAUCAGAUUACGCAUUAAAAAUUUAAGAUUAAAGAAUGGAAUUUGACUAUUUGGAACAAAAGAAACUAAAAUUUCUUUGUCCCGAUUGGUCAUAUUUCAAUCUUGAAUCUUCAAUGCGUAGUCUGAUACGAGCUUUAGCAAUUCGUGCGCCAAAAUUAGAAAAAGAACGCAAUGUCUCAAAAGUAUAUGUUUAUCUCUUUUUAAUAAGAGAGAAAUUGUUCCCAUAGUAACCUAUAUAGUAGUCUUAUGUUUGAAAGAGAAAAACCAGGUUUGUGAGACGCGUUCUUUUUCUAAUUUUGGCGCAACAUUGUUCGAUACGCGCACAUUUCCUACAUCUAUGAUAAGAAAGGACAAAAUUGUAUCCAUGCGUUCAAAUACAAUGUCCGUUUGAUAUGUUUUUUAAGAUAUUCUUCAAUUUAUAUAAUAUACGAACGGGGUAAGCAAAAUUACCGUUACGGUUAUACUUUUUUAUAUAAUGCAAUAAAAUAUCAACGAAAUAUUUCUGCGACAAGGUAGAGGCUGCUGAGAAAUGUAUGCGAAGUGCACUUUAAGAAUUUUAUGAAAAAUGUAAAUCGAUAUUCUGUAUUGUGCCAAAACAAUUUAUUAAUUAAAAAAAUGUCGAUUAUUAUUAUUACUA